ACAACAACCUGCAACCAUCGUCGUCGUCGUCGUCGUCAUCGUCAUCGCAGUCACCGUUACCACGAAACGUAGCCGUUGCUGUAUAGCUGGUGUAUAGCCGUAUAAAAUGGAACCCUCAUAUGAUCACGAACAUCCACAUCAUCUGCUAACAAAUUACAAUGCUAAGAAGUAUCCACUUGUGUCCCGUACACCGGAAUAUAGCCACUCAACCGUUGGUAGCGAUUAUCCGGAGCAUGUUGGCUACUUGGCAUCGGAUGGGCGACUGCUGCACGAGAGUCCCAGCGAUAGCAUCUACCAUGUGAGGCAGGGCAGCGAGCACUCCUCGCCCAGCCUACACUCACCAGCCAUACAGAGCGCCGGCUACGAGAAUGAGCACUCCAUGAACGAAGCGGCGCUCUCUGUGCACAGUCACAGCCACUCACCGAUGGUGUCCAGUGCGUAUAGUGUGGGCGGUGGCGGAGGCGGUGCCUCAUUGAUCAGCAGCAAUAUACCACUCCUGGGUGGAGGGGGAGGCGGCACAUCAAUGCUGAACAAGUUCUUAUCACAUCCGCAUGCAAGUAUGAUUGUUGGUGGCCAGGAUGAAUGUGGAGUGGGAGUGGGCGCGGCAUCGCAUUCACCCAUUGAGCCGGCGUCAAUGUGGAGCUAUGACUACAAGGGUGACAUAUGUGCACCGAAUUGUGGCUAUCUGGACCGGCACAAGGCCAUGCCCAGCGAUUUGAAGUACAGACCGGGACCAGGUAAUCAGUCAGUAAAAAGUGCCAAAGAGUCGCGCAUUCGCCGGCCAAUGAAUGCGUUCAUGGUGUGGGCCAAAAUCGAGCGCAAGAAGCUGGCCGACGAGAAUCCUGACCUGCAUAAUGCCGAUCUCAGCAAAAUGUUGGGCAAAAAGUGGCGCUCCUUAACGCCGCAGGAUCGGCGUCCGUAUGUUGAGGAGGCGGAACGCUUGCGUGUCAUACACAUGACAGAGCAUCCGAACUACAAAUACAGACCCCGUCGGCGAAAGCAAUCCAAACUGCGCACCAUUUCAUCACAGCCGGGCAAGGAGCCGUCGGGUGAGAUGACAACAACCGUUGCAGCGAUGGCAGCGUCUAAGACAACGCCUAAGCUGUCAACGCCGCCACUGUCUGCAACAGCCACCAGUGGCAGCUAUAACACGCCCACCGACGACAGCCGCAACUCGACGCCCCAAAAUGUAGGCGGGCUAUACGAGCAGCCGUUGAAGCCGAGCUUCUCGCCCAGCUCCGUGGACUGUUACAGCAAUGCGGAUAGCACGGAUCAGAUUGAGAGCUUAGCUGCCAAUUGCAAUGAAUCCUCACCGGUCACAACAAAUCCCAGCUUCGACAGCUCCCUGCUGCUCAAGAAGCUAACGAAGCCAGCGACGGCGACGCAAAGCCGUGCCAGCAAGCAGCGCAGCGAGAAGCUGGCCAAGUCGGACGAGAAGUCAAAAGCACAGCAACAACAGCAGCAGCAGCAGCAAACAAGUCUAUAUGCAACAUAUCCGCUGGCCAGCUCUGUGGCAGUUGUUGCCGCACGUGGCAUGUAUGUGACGUGCAACAAUCGUGGUCUCCUGGAUCAUGGGCACUCCGUCAAGGGCACGUUCUAUCCGCCCGUGUCGAGUGCCAACGAUGACGAUGCCACCAUCUCAAUGCGCAGCAGCAGCUCACUGCAGCAUCAACAGCAGCAACAACAGCAGCAACAACAACAGCAGCAACAACAGCAACAACAGCAGCAACAGCAGCAACAUUGCAACAGCAGCUCCAGCAUGUCCACUGCGACAGUCACGUCGAGUGCAGCUCCAGGCUCCAGCUAUACGGUAGCCAUGGCAGACAGCAACUGCAGCAAUGAUUAUCUAUCCAAUGCGUAUGGCAUGCAGUAUGAGGAUUUUCUGCGCUAUCAGAGCAACGAGCAGUUGGACUAUGAUCAGCUGAAGGAGACAUCGGAUAAUAAUGGCACUCAGAAGUGUACUAAAUAUCCAGACACCAAUCAGAAUUACGAUGAUUACGAGGCGGAGGCCUAUAAUAAUGCCAUGUUGAUAACGGCGGCACCACCACCGCCACCAACAGCACCACCUACUGGCGCCACCAGUUACUACACCCAGUUGCCCUACUCUACCGGAUUGGCGGCUGCCUUUCCCCUGCAGCUAGCCGUACCGUUCCAGCAAACAUCAGCGCCAGGCGGGGCCUAUGCACAGCCCAUGCAGAGCAGCUACCUCCACUAUGGCAACUACUAUGAGGCCAAUGGAGCGAGUGCACAGUUGCUGCCACAGCAGACAGCAACAGCAGCACCACCACCACUACCACCACCACCAACUGCAGAGGCAGCCAUGCAGCAGCAUCAUCAUCCCCACACCCACGCCCAUGCCCAUUCCCAUCCACAUCAUCAUCAUCAUCAUCAUCACUUUGCCACAGCGGGCAAUGCCGGACCGGGUAUGGUGGGCGUGGGGGUGGGCGUUGGUGUUGGCGAAAUGCUCUUCGAGCAGCAGCAUCAGCAGCAGCAACAGCGCAAGGAUGAUGAGAUUAGCAAUAUUUUGGCGGGAGUACGCAAAACCUGUUACAGCAAUUGACAACAAUUGACAGCAAUGGCAUCGAUUAAGAAAUCCUUGCUGGGAUUGUCUCGCAUAUUCUCUUAAAAUUUGUUAUAUUUGAAAAUGUAGACAUUAGUAGCGCUUGGUUUAGGUACGCAUAAGUAAUGACCCUACCCUCCUACUCCUCCUCCUCAGCCUCUGUCUCAUCCUUCUCUUCCAUCUCUUUACAAAUUGUACUAUAUAUAGAGUUUUUAUUAUUAUGUAUAUCAAAUAUGAAAUAUGUUCAACUUAAGCUA
Drosophila grimshawi is the source of this 2817-nucleotide messenger RNA. It is a transcript of the gene Sox15, whose product is annotated as putative transcription factor SOX-15. The record is from RefSeq and is a predicted model, not a curated record. The transcript has 3 exons. Gene Ontology annotation, biological process: anatomical structure morphogenesis; cell differentiation; regulation of DNA-templated transcription. Lineage: Eukaryota; Metazoa; Arthropoda; Insecta; Diptera; Drosophilidae. Gene Ontology annotation, molecular function: RNA polymerase II cis-regulatory region sequence-specific DNA binding; DNA-binding transcription factor activity, RNA polymerase II-specific. The coding region runs from base 107 to 2560 and encodes 817 amino acids.